Molecule: messenger RNA, 2172 nt
Organism: Jaminaea rosea
Lineage: Eukaryota; Fungi; Basidiomycota; Exobasidiomycetes; Microstromatales
Exons: 1
Coding region: 48-1760 (570 amino acids)
Biological process (GO): ribosome biogenesis; pseudouridine synthesis; box H/ACA snoRNP assembly
Cellular component (GO): sno(s)RNA-containing ribonucleoprotein complex
Molecular function (GO): RNA binding
Source: RefSeq, a predicted model, not a curated record
CCUUGCCAUCCAAAUCCCACGCCUCGCCACGACCGCUGAUGAUGAGCAUGCACGCAGGCGAAGACGGCGUGUCCCUGCAACAGUCAGAACAGCAGCCGACGGCCGAAGAGGAUGUCCAGACGGCGCCUGUAGCCUUGGAAACACACCUCGAGUCGGCCAGCGUCCCCCUCGGUGCCGCCGAAGCUGCCUCGACGGCAUUUACUGAUGCGGACACGGCAUCUCUCGAUGAGCUCAGGCAGAAGGUCUUUGAUGCGCGAGGAAGUCGCAGUGAGCUUCCGCCAGGGUUUAGCGAUGAGGCGAGGUUGCCUAACCACGACGCUGGCCCCCUCGGCCUUAACAACAAUGCGGACUCGGACUCGGACUCGGACUCAGGCUCAGACUCAUCGUCAUCCUCUUCAUCAUCAUCAUCCUCCUCCUCCUCCUCCUCCGACGACGACGCGGUCAUGGCCACGCAUCCCCUCUCCCGCGUAGCAGGCUCAGACGCAGGCGGUGACGAUGAGGACGACGAUGAUGGCGGCGCUGCUGGCGGCUCUCGUGGCCCAAUGUCAAAGAAUGAGCUUCAGCACGCCGACGCGGGGAAGCUGCUUGGCGAUCUGCCAUUCCAAGAGGUUCCCACUGAGCUCAUUGCGACAAUCUCCCCGCUUGGCAAAGUGCAUGGCGCAGUCGAUGACGUGCUCGUAAUCGCCCAGUUCGAAGAGAAGCAGAAUGCGCAGCGCAAUGAGCGCUCUGGCCCCGUGCUUGACUCGGGCUCGCUCCUCUGCACACCGCAAGGCAGGGUCAUUGGCUUCGUAUUUGAGACCUUUGGCUCUCUCCUCGCACCCCUCUACUCUGUCCUCUUGCCAUCGGCGGCGGCAACCAAGGAGUAUGCGACAGACAGCGACGUCUAUUUCCUGCCCUCCCACAGCACCCUUCUACGACCUGCUGAGUUGCGCGCUCGUCAGGGCAAGGCCAGCGACGCAUCCAACGUCUACGAUGAGGAGCCUAACGAGUGGGAGGUCGACGCAAUGGAGUUCAGCGACGACGAAGAGGAGCAAGAGUGGAAGAGGAGAAUGAAAGACAAGAAGCGGGCCAACAAGCGUGGACUUGAAGUGGCCGGUGGCGAUGCAGAUGGUGUCUCGGGCGGUAUCCGAGGAGGCAGAGGUGGAAGAGGAGGCGCUCGUGGGCGCGGCAGGGGUAAUGCAGCUGCGGGACCAUCGCGAGGUGGCGGGCGAGCUGCGGCUACUCCGGCGGGACUCCCACAACGGCCCAACUGGCAGCUUGAUGACGACGUUGGCGGAGCACAAACGCCGGCACAGCUCUCGUAUGAAGACGACGAUAGCAGAACCGCCAGCAGCGCGGCAAGCGGGAGUGUAGAAGCCAAGCCUCUCGCUCGCGCACCGCAGAGCGCAGGCCUGCCGGCCAACCCGCUCGCCAACGUACCGAAUGCGGUGUACGGCGAAGCUCCUCCACCCGGCGCACACAUCAAUCCGCUCUUUGCCCAUCGAUGGCAGCCGGUCCAAGAUCAAACGCCGCAGCCGCAAGCGUACUCAACAUACCCUCAGCAAAGCGCGCCGCCUCAGCAGCAGUACUACCCGCAACAAGCGUACUAUCAGCCGCAACAGCACGGCUACUCUCAGGCCUACCAGAAUGCGACAUCCUACUGGCCGCCCCAUCAGUCGCAGCAGGCAUACGACCCUUCGCAGCCCUAUGCCGCGCAGCAGCCGCAACAGUGGCCACAGUAUCCGUACUACCCACAACAACAGCACCCUCCGCCGUCUUGAAUGCUCAUGCUGUGUCUUGUUCGUAGUCAAUUAUCGCAAUGUCACGACACUCGGCUCUAUUUGGAGACUCUUGUGAAGCUACGCUCAUCCUCGACCGCAGCGUUCUCGAUGACUCGCUGCACGAGUCAUCCGACAGCGGCGUAGGCUCUGCAAGAUACAGGACGAGAUGACUGCACAAUCAGGGGAGGUCCAGCUGAUGGGUUCGUGAAGCUCAGGAAAGCCGAGACGAGGACGUGGACUGCAGUGCGCGCCGCGCAUCAGCGGUCGGCAGGAGUUCGUCACGCUGCGGGUCGCGUCCCGCAGCUCAGGUCAUCGAAGGACACGUCCGCCACAAAUGCUCUAGAUUUGCCUUUGCAACAUCGUGCUGGCGUGUGUAAACGUCCGGAAACGACGUCUCACCACGAUGUCGUGG